GCGGUUAGGUUGGUGCAAGCUGGCAUUUGUUGCUUGCGAUCGCUGCGAACCGAUCGUGUUAUAUUCCGUUUUGUAUAUUUAGAACGUGUGGCCGUGUAGUGCAUUUUUCGAAAUGGCCAAGGUUGCUAUUAUUGUGCCUGUGUUAUUGUUUGCCUUGGUUAUAAAAAGCAGUGAAGCCGUGCGUUGCUGGUCGUGUUCUUCAGACCUGGACCCAUCAAGGCCAGACUGUAACGACCCCUUCCUGCCAGGACAGGCCAUCAACCCAGGCUACUUGAGGCUGGAGAACUGUGACGCGAAUGCGGGAGCUACCUACCCUUACCUCACUCAGUCCAAAACAGCUUGCAAGAAACAGAAGAAAAUAAUCAACGGCCAGCUAGUUGUAUCUCGUGGCUGCACAUGGAAGCGUCAAGACGACAACUCAAAUACUUGUCCAACCACCUCCAACAGCGUCAAUGAAGUGACCAUCUUCUGUGAAACCUGUGACUACGACGGUUGCAACGGCGCGGGCGCAUUGGGCAAAACAUUGGCUUUACUUCUUGUGCCAAUCAGUCUUUUACUCUUCAAGUAAACUCUAAUUUAAGAUCGUCACAUUGUCCAUUUCACUGGGUUCCCACCGUAACAGCCAAUGAAUAAAAACAGAAAUUAACAUGUUCUUACUGCAUUGUCACCGAGGUUAUUUUGUUGAACGGAAAAUUUUAAAAUGAAUUUAAAUUGAAUCAAAUCCUUAUCUCAUUUUAAAUGAUUAAAAUACAAAUCUCAUUUUAAAUCCAUUAACUACGUUAUUUAUUGUCUUCAUCAAAUUUAAACUUCAAAAUUAAUAAUUUUCAUACUUAAUAAUUAUAAUUUUUCUUUACUUUUCGUAAGGAGUACUAAUAUAAUAUAAUAUUGAUUCAUUCAUAAUUGUUCAUUAAUAC
This is a messenger RNA of Colias croceus (clouded yellow), 914 nucleotides long. RefSeq lists its product as uncharacterized. Gene Ontology annotation, biological process: positive regulation of voltage-gated potassium channel activity; sleep; regulation of synaptic transmission, cholinergic. The record is from RefSeq and is a predicted model, not a curated record. The transcript has 3 exons. Bases 113 to 568 code for a protein of 151 amino acids. Lineage: Eukaryota; Metazoa; Arthropoda; Insecta; Lepidoptera; Pieridae.